Molecule: messenger RNA, 468 nt
Organism: Branchiostoma belcheri (Belcher's lancelet)
Lineage: Eukaryota; Metazoa; Chordata; Leptocardii; Amphioxiformes; Branchiostomatidae
Exons: 3
Coding region: 1-468 (155 amino acids)
Source: RefSeq, a predicted model, not a curated record
AUGGCGAUCAGCAGAAUCCUGCUUCUUCUUGUCAUCUGCAAGGUUUGUCCUGCUCUGGCCAUCAGAUGUCUACAGUGCGCAGUCGCACCGACCAUCACCCCACGCCCUGCCCACGCGCCUGCGCAGCUGACGCCUCCACGCUGCCCGGUGUGGAACCUGACCGACUGUGACCUCCGACCUGUGCCGCUGGGUCUGGGGCCGUACGACGCCUGCUACCAGAUGGACGCACUGGUUGACGGGCAGCAUUACCAGAGCCGCAGCUGCGUUCACUACCGCCGCUGUCUGGACCUGCGGGCCUCUCUACGCGACGUCACUCUGCAGCACCCGGGGUCAAGGGUCAAGAUCACCUGCUGCUUCCAGGACGGCUGCAACGCGGUCUCCAGCGCGGCGGUUACCAUGGCGACAGUUACUAUGGUGACGGUUACCGUAGUGACGGUUCUGUUUGGUUUAGUCGUACAAAUGAUGUAA